AUGGGAAAUAAUAAUAGUGCUACUGGUAAUAGUCCCUUGAAAAAACAUAUUGAAACGGCAACAAAAACAGGUGUACUUCAAUAUGAUAAUAAGAAACUAAAGGAAAUAAAUCCUGGUCUUUGUCUACCAGGUUUGCGUAGUUUAUCAUUGAAUGAUAAUGAACUUCAAACAAUUCCUACGGAAAUUAGUUUAAUGGUUAAUUUAAAAAAUUUAAGUCUUCGAAAUAAUCAAAUCGUUCAAUUACCUGAUUGUUUUGGUCAAUUGAAAAAACUUGAAAAUAUUCAAUUAGGUCAAAAUCAACUUUAUACAUUACCAUCAUCAUUUGCAAAUUUAAGUAAUUUAAAACAUAUAACUUUAUCAAAUAAUCGUUUUACAAUUAUUCCUGAAUCAAUACUUAAAUUACAAAAUUUACAAUUACUUGAUUUAUCAUCGAAUCAAAUAACACAAAUUCCAGAUCAAAUUCAAACACUUCAAGUUGAUGAAUUAAAUCUUAAUGACAAUCGAGUGAAUAAAAUUUCGGAUCAUAUUCGUUUAUGUCCUCGUUUGAAAACAUUACGUCUUGAUCGAAAUAAUCUUAAUUUAGAUCUUAUUCCAGUUAGUUUAUUACUUGAUUCAAAUUUAUCAUUACUUUCAUAUGAUGGAAAUCGAUUUGAUGAAAAAGCUUUUCAAGGCAAAGAAGGAUACGAACAAUACAUGCAACGGUUUACAGCUAGUCGACGAAAACUUGAAUAG
Messenger RNA from Adineta steineri, 732 nucleotides. The record is from the annotation of a GenBank genome assembly. NCBI's taxonomy places the organism in Eukaryota, Metazoa, Rotifera, Eurotatoria, Adinetida, Adinetidae.